AUGCAUAGUGCAUACUCAUUAGCUAUCUUAAACAUUGAGCUUAAAUGCUAUGAAGAUGCCAUACUUGAACCUUGUUGGCGAGAGGCCAUCCGAGCUGAAUUGGAUGCUCUGAAUGAGAACAAAACCUGGACACUGACUUCCCUUCCAAGUGAUAAGAAGGCGAUUGGUUGUAAGUGGAGCUUUAAGAUUAAAUAUCACCCUGAUGGAACAUUGCGAGUUGUUUUGGCACUGGCUGCUGUCAAGGGAUGGCAUUUGAAGCAAAUUGACGUUAAUACCGCCUUUCUACGUGGUGAGCUUGAUGAGAAAGUGUACAUGAAACCCCCUCGAAGGUCUUGCAAUAGCUCCGGGUCAGAUCUCUUGCGGGACACUGGUUUUGAGCAUUGUAAGCCUGCCUCCACUCCUAUGGACUAUGGGGCGAAAUUGAGCAAGGAUGAUGGAGAUAGUCUGCCUGAUUCCUCCGAUUAUAGGAAAACCAUUUAA
This is a messenger RNA of Arachis stenosperma, 480 nucleotides long. RefSeq lists its product as uncharacterized. Lineage: Eukaryota; Viridiplantae; Streptophyta; Magnoliopsida; Fabales; Fabaceae. The record is from RefSeq and is a predicted model, not a curated record. The transcript has 3 exons. Bases 1 to 480 code for a protein of 159 amino acids.